AUGGUCGACCGAACUUCUGUAGAUGUGGAGGCUACUCCGCGCCUCCAGAUCGCAAAGAAGUCUAUGUGGGAGUCGAUCUUCGAGAACCCGAAAGUGCUCUUCAUUGCGUUCUUCGCAUCCCUUGGAGGGUUUGAAUAUGGAUACCAGCAAGGUGUGCUCGGCCAGUCUUUGGUCAUGACGCGCUUCACAGAGAACUUCCCGACCGUGGUGGCAUCUUCAACAGCUACCGGCUGGCUUACUUCGAUUCUGCAAGUCGGAGGUAUUGUUGGCUCCCUUGCGGCUGGUGUUCUGGGUGAGAUCAUCUCCCGUAAAUAUACCAUGUUCAUCGCCUGCUGCUGGGUCAUCCUCGGUAGCUAUCUUUACGUUGGUGCUACCGCCGGUAACCCGGCUUGCUUGUACGCGGGACGAUUCUUCACCGGUAUUGGUGUUGGUUUGUUCAGCGGCGUCGGUCCCUUGUACAAUGCUGAACUUGCUGCUCCCGAGAUGCGCGGUCUGCUGGUUUCUUUCUACCAGUUUGCAACGAUCCUCGGCAUCAUGAUCUCAUUUUGGGUCGGCUAUGGGAGCAACUACAUUGGUGGGACUGGCGCGGCCCAGUCCGAUCUUGCCUGGCGCCUGCCUUCUAUCAUCCAGGGUAUUCCCGCUGCUUGCUUAGCCUGUGGUAUUUGGUUCAUGCCCUUUUCUCCGCGCUGGCUAGUUAAAAAGGGUCGCGAUGAGGAAGCUCAAGCUACCCUAGCCUGGAUGCGCAAGCUCCCUGUCGAGCACGAGCUUGUUCAGGUCGAGUAUCUGGAGAUCAAGGCCGAGGCUGUGUUUGAGGAGCGCGCGUUCGCCAAAGCGGCGCCUAAGCUGGCUGAGCGCGAGCGCCAGAGUGUUUUCAUGAACCAGAUUGCGCAGUACGCCAACUGCGUCCGCUCAAUGGACAACUUCAAGCGUGUGGCUACUGCUUGGUUGAUCAUGUUCUUCCAGCAGUGGAGCGGUAUUGAUGCUAUAAUUUACUAUGCGUCCAAUGUUUUCAAGAGUCUCGGUCUAACUGGUGGUACUAUUGCCCUUCUGGCGACCGGUGUCACUGGCGUGGUCUUCAUUAUUAGCACAGUUCCCGGCAUGCUGGUUAUUGACAAGUUUGGCCGCAAGCCAAUGCUCAUCGGCGGGUCUCUGGUGAUGUUCUGCAGCAUGGUGAUUGUGGGAGCUAUUGUGGCAAAAUUCCAGCAUGACUGGCCGUCGCAUGUGGCCGCUGGUUGGACUGCUGUUGCCCUUAUUUGGGUGUAUAUCGCCAGUUUCGGAGCUACCUGGGGUCCUUGCUCGUGGACACUUGUUUCCGAGAUUUUCCCUCUGUCCAUUCGUGCCAAGGGCGCCUCAAUCGGCGCCUCUAGUAACUGGAUCAACAACUUUGCUAUUGCUUUCUUCGUGCCACCCAUGCUUCAGGCGUGGGAGUGGGGUACUUACAUCUUCUUUGCCGUCUUCCUUCUCGUUGGUAUUUUCUGGGUGUGGUUCUUCUUGCCUGAAACCAAGAAUGCCUCCCUCGAAGAGAUGGACCGCGUCUUCAAAAGCAACACUGGAGAGCGUGAUGCGGAACUUCUGCGGGAGGCACAGCGCGAUGUUGGGUUGACCGCGUUUAUUGAGCGGAUGGGCGACGCCACCGGGCGUGAUGUGGAGAAGAAAGAGGGUUUGCAGUAUAUUGAAUCGCUGUAA
Molecule: messenger RNA, 1686 nt
Organism: Penicillium canariense
Lineage: Eukaryota; Fungi; Ascomycota; Eurotiomycetes; Eurotiales; Aspergillaceae
Product: sugar porter family MFS transporter
Exons: 5
Coding region: 1-1686 (561 amino acids)
Biological process (GO): transmembrane transport; carbohydrate transport
Cellular component (GO): membrane
Molecular function (GO): carbohydrate:proton symporter activity
Source: RefSeq, a predicted model, not a curated record